Messenger RNA from Didymodactylos carnosus, 4638 nucleotides. NCBI's taxonomy places the organism in Eukaryota, Metazoa, Rotifera, Eurotatoria, Philodinida, Philodinidae. The record is from the annotation of a GenBank genome assembly.
AUGAUGAGCAAAGAGACAUCGCAUGAUUCUCUCUAUCCAUUUCAACAUGGUUCACGUAUUAGAGAAAGUGUACGCAGUUUGCCUAAAGGACAUUUUGAACAAAUACGACAAAUGUUUGAUCAAAAACGAAUAAAACAUCAAGUGACACAGCAAGUAAAAUCUACAAGAAAUCUCGAUACUAAUGUACAACCCGAUCAACAAUCAUCUUCUCAUUGUUCACUGCAGAAUUCUUCUUCAUCUACUACUACUAAACUAAAAAAGAAUUCUUUAUCAUCGCUCCCGUCUGUUCCGGAAGACACAAUUUCUAUUAAUCCUCCUAUAAUAUGUCAACAGAACAAUGUACUAAAUCUACCAGUAACUGAUGAUGAAAAAUUAAAACAGACUAUUUCUACUUCAUCAACGUUAUCUAAAACAACAAAUAUCGAUGAUUUAGAAAUAUCUGAAAAUGAUAAACGAACAAUUGAAGAAAGAUACCGUGAUUAUUUAUUAGAAUAUCAAAAACUUCGAAUUAAACUCGCUCAUGAACUAUUACAGCAUACACAAAAAUUUCCUCCUAAAAAAACGGCAAUAUCAUCUUCGCCACCAAGAUUAAAACAAUCAACAUCUCUACUAAAAAAUUGUUCAAUGCAAUUAUCAAACGACGAAAAUAAAUAUAAUGAGAAAAGAAUAAAACGUGAUAACAAUAAUGAACAACAACAGUAUUCAGUAAGAAAAGAACACAAAAGAAAAAUGAAAUCUGACUAUUUGAUCCGGGAACCAACUUUAUUACUAUCUUCAUCUACGAGUGAAAAACUUGAUAAUGAUCAUACAGCAUUAACAACUAGUGAAUCGCUACCCGUAUCCUCCACGAUUGAAGAAUUAGUCAAAGAGCAUCAAACUCCUAUUAUUUAUUCAUCAAUCGAAGGUGGAAAUUUUAAUAAACAUUCUAUGCGAGAUUCAUCCUUUCUUAAAAAACAAAGAAGUGGAUAUCUUUCGUUUUGUCAAGACAGUAGUCGUUUAGCAGAAGAUCACGAUAUUAGACGUAUGGCAUCUACUCGACAAUUUGUCUCAACUAUAUCGAGACCAAAAUCAAUUCUAAAGGGUGGUAAUACUUCUUCUCACCUCAAUUUUUCAUCAUCACAUAAAUAUGAACCAUCGAGGGUAAUGUUACAUGUUAAACCUGGUGUAGUUAAUAGACGAUCCAUAUCACCACCAACACAGUUAACAUCGGCCAUAAAUAAUAGCGUUUAUGAUAUUGUUCAGUCCAACGAAGAUUAUUCGGAUGGAGCGAUAAAAAAUAAUUCAUCGCCAAGAUUAUUUAAUAAUAAUUCGAGAUUAUAUUCAUCGACAUCGUUAUCGACUGAGUCAAAUAGUUAUGAUUCAAAUUCUUCACCAGCUCCAUCGAUUCAAUCAAAAUAUUCAAAUGAUUUCUAUAACGGAAUUGGUGCUUCAGCUUCAUCGAGUUCGAGUGAUGGAAGAACAAAAGCAAAUAAAUGGUUAUUAUCGGAACAAAAACGAGAUUUAUUAAAUCCUUCAAAAGUCGAAUCAAAACAUUCUAUCUUUGCUGUUAAUCAAUGCUAUGACACUCUUCAAAUGAAAGAUACAAACGAUGAUGUAUUUUGUGAUUCACCAUUAAGUCAAACAAUAAUCGAAGCCUCAAAUUCGAAUUUACCACAAAAAUCACAAACUUUGACAACAACUACACAGUCGGGUCGACAGGAUAUAUCUUCCAUCUCAUCAUCAUCUUCAAUCAUUAGCGGAACAGGAACAACGAUUCGCAGUCGCGAUAAUAACUCAAUGGUAGGAAAUUUAACAGCAACAUCCAUGAAAAGUGUACGAAGUAACUCAUCAUCACAAGCAGAAGAAUAUAGACCAAUGAUGGGACAUAUAACACCCCAAAAUCCAUCAUCAGAAAUUUCUGCCACAUCUUACGUCGUCCAAACAACAAUAUUUCCUGCUUCUCGUUCUCCUGUUUUAGAAGUAAUCCCUACUGGUGUGGGUUUAACAAGUAGAGUUGUUAAUCAACAACAACAACAACAACAAUCAAAAAAGAUCAAACGUUGGAAUAAUGUUCAUGCGGAGCGUGUUCAGAUACAUCCUCCGUUCGCUGCUGGUACACUCGAUAGAAAUUCAACAAGGAAGAAACAACUUUCAUCAACAAGUUCAACGGGUUUCACUUAUGAUUUGACAACGCCAACUUGUGCGCUUAGUACCAGCGUAAAUGACUUGAAUACACCGGUGGUGAAACCAGUUAUCAUCCGAAACAGCACAAGCACAUCAAAAAAAGUUGAGGCUUAUGCUCAAUAUCCAUUACCAGUUGUGUCAAAUCCUGUUUAUCAACCCCUAUCACUGCCUCCACAAGCACCUAAAAAACCGCCCAGAACAUUUGAACAAAAUCAUCAUAAGAAACUUACAGAAACCGUUGAAAAAAAAACAAAAUUUACCUCAUCCGUAUCCUCGAGUUCGUCUGCUUCAUCCACGGCAACUGACUCUCCAACAUUCGAUUUAGGUGCUCGUUCAAUCAGUUGUAUGGAUUUAACAGCUGGUGUCUCGAAAACAUUCGCUUCCACCGGUCUUUUACCAUUGACAAAUAGCACAAAACCGGAAAACAUUUACGAAGAAUUAAAAACCCCGUUAUCAGCAACAGCAUCGAGAAAGAAAGGUUUCUUCAGUCAAAAAGAUGAUGACGUAGUGCUUCGCUCAAAUAAUGAACAACCUCAUAAAGCAACUACAAAAACGACAACAACUGGCACCAUGAAAAAAGGCAUUAGUGAACCGAAUUUAGCUACAUCAAAACAGAAUAAAGGAACGCUAUUUUCACCUCGUAAUUUAUUUGAUCGUUUUAAACGAAUGGUAUCUCUAUCAAAAACGUCGUUAAAUACGUCAGACAUAACACAAAUCGGACAAGAUGGAGAUAGUGAUGAUUCUAUUUCAACUACCGAUAAUUUUGAUGAAAUUCUUUCGUCACAUUUAGAUCAUGUUAGUCGAAUUAAAAACGUUUAUGAUUCAUUAGGUGAAGGACACACAAGCAGUCUCUAUAUUGGAGGAGGUGAACAUGUAAAAGAACAGAUUACCACACUCUACGAUUAUGUUAUUUUAAUAAUACCAGAAUUUGGGUGUUUUCAAAAUGAAAAUGAAGUGACAUCAACAACUAACAGUUUUUCUCAUCAGUCAUCGUCCAGCGUUAAAUUCAAAUAUCCACCAGACGCAAAAGAUGAACCAGCAUUAAUUCACUUUUGUUUUCCUGAAUGGGACUCAACAUCUUCGUCCUAUACACCACCUUUAUCUAGACGUCUCGAUCAAAACAACAAUAACUUUACUAGUAGUCCACUAUUAACAAAAAACAAAUUUUCUCCCGAAUAUUUUCGUUUUACUCUCACGGAUAUGUUUGGACAACGUCAACACGGAUAUUGUUCACGAUUUUUACAUAAAGGCAUCGUGAAUGCAUUGUGUAUCAUGUCUCCUUUUGAUAUGCUCGAUUUUUAUUUUCAUAUAUUAUCGCAUGUAACCGAUUAUUUUUUAUCAUAUAAGGAUGAAGAUGCACGAAAAUUUCUUAAAGAAAUUUAUCCACAUAAAAUUCCAGCACGCGGUGAUUCUAUUAGUAUUCAAACACAAACAUCAGGAUUAUUUACACUUAAAUGUGAAUAUGAUCGACGAAAAGAACUGAUCGAUUCAGAAAAUUUAUUAAAUUUAUCAACUGACAUUCGCAUCUAUAGUUUUGUCUCUUCUAUUCCAGAUACGAUUAUCAAAAUAUUUUCAUCAAUAUUAUACGAACAAAAAUUAAUUUUUGUCAGUAGUGAAUUGAGUAUACUAACAAAACUAAUUAAUACCUUCAUCUGUCUGUUAUAUCCAUUUUCCUGGCCACAUACAUACGUGCCCGUAUUACCUCGUUUAAUGUUAGACAUUUGUCAAGCACCAACGCCCUACAUUGUUGGUAUUCUGCGUUCAUGUGAAUAUUAUUUAAACUUAAGUCACGAAUUAUAUAAUCAAGAUAUUUUAAUUAUCGAUCUUGACAACGAUAAAGUUAGAACUGUUCAAGAGUAUACUAUAAAUACAAACAAUGGUGCAAUAAUGUCACAAACAGAUGUUGAUCAACUGCUCAAAUCGACACGUUCGUCAACGGAAAAUUUAUCACGUUUUCAACAGCAAAUUUUACCAAAAAUAUUUAAAAUUGAUUUAAAAAGUGAAUUACAACAAUUAAGAAAAUUAAAACAGACAAUAUCAUUAGAUGAAUGUCAGAUGCGUAUACGUCAAUGUUUUAUGUCCAUAUUUGUACGAUCAUGUUACAAUUAUAAGGAUUAUUUGACGACAACCUCAUCUUCGAAAUAUUUGACAAAUACAUUUAAUUCUCAACGUUCAGCUAUAUUCGAUUUCGACAGAUUUAUACAAUCGAAAAAACAACAGCAGUCAAUUCAAUUAUUUUUAGAAUGGUUUACUCGUACACAACUAUUUGAAGUAUUUAUUCGUGAAAAAUUAAAUUUUGUUCAAGAUAAUAAACCAUUUGCUGUUACGUUCGAUGAAUCAUGUUUCGAAUAUUCUCGAUUUUUACAAAAACAACAACAACAAACCAAACAAAAGCCAAAAGUAACAGUUAAAGCGGUGAAACGAAAAGCAAAUCAAAAAUCAAAUAAUAAUAACAAUAUUACAGCGAAAAAAUAA